CCUUUACGAGAUACACUCCUCUCUAUUUGUGAUCUCUUCUUGUACAAUGAGUGCGUUUGUCUUCUACAAUCCCAAUGGGUCAGCGAAUCGAUAUUCAAACAAGGAACGUUUUCGUCCGCGCCCCAAUCCUCAAGCUCCUGUGCCUGUUAAUCGAGAUGUCGUUGGCGUUUCGGAACCUACGUCGGACAGCAGCUAUAGUGUGAAGGACACUGCAAACAAAACAAUUCAGACUCUGCCGCCGGAACCCGCAUUCCAGCGAGAGACCAGUUCUUCUACUUCUGCGAUGGGGGACGACUGUUUCGACGAAUCUCAAAUGAGUGACGGCGGCGAUUCUCUUCACAGUCUCUUCUCCGAUUUUACGGAUGAUCGGCUUGAGGAUGCUGAUCGCAAUUCUGUCAACAGACUCCUCGCGCCACUCAAGUAUCUGCCCAAUGCCACCGUAUCUCACGCUGCAACCCAUCACGACGCAAACCCCGCGCCUAGCGAAUUCGGUAGUUUCGGGCAACCUCAGCCAGUCGCUGGCAACGCUCUAUUUGCCGUCGGCUGCAUACAACAUGGCAGCACUGAUCACAUUGAUGCGCGACCGGCUUUUUCAUCGACCUAUAUGCCGCCUAUUUGCAACUUUACGGAAAGUCACUCUGCAACUUUUGCCGAUCCCAUUCACAAUGAUUUGGCUAUGAUGGAUCCUGUCGACAUCACGUACACUGAAGCCGGAACACAGACUGAUCACCCGGCCAUCACACUGAGUGACAGAGAAACGCAGACAGAUCAAUACGGCACGGAAGCAACAAGCAACAAGGAAGGAAGCCCAUCUCCGGUCCUCGUCGAGACUUGUGAAACUCGAGACAAUUCUUACGAGCAGCAUGACGAACACGUAGGCAAUCAGCGACGUGUCAAUGCAACGGAUUCGACCGAAACGAAUCGCCAAAAUAUACCUGAUCUGGUUCCGACCGUCAGCGCCAGCCCCCAUUACCCUGUUACCCGUCCUGUUGUGGAUGUAACCCACCACAAUCAUCCUCUACCAAUACAUGGCUUCUUCACCGUUCAUGGAAACGCCGAUCAACUAGCUUAUACCUUGACCUUCUUUGAACAGAAGACUGAGUCUUUGUCGGAGUCUGCAUAUGGUCGAGCUUCAUCACUGGCACGAAACGACGCAAUUGAACGGUUGUCAGCUGUGCCCGAUCUCACAGUUCAUGGCAACGAUGACGACAAAGACUUGCCCGUGUUUGAUCCCUCUCUCAACACUGACGAGGGGAGCUGGUCACCAUCGAGAAACGAAAGUGUCACACAGGACUGCUACGUGUCCAAGGGUCGGAAGGGUGACCCGUUCUCGUCGGAGGAUGAUGCGCUCCUAGUGCGGUUAAAAGGUAACAACCUGCCGUGGAAGAUGAUCGCUACAUUCUUUCCUGGACGCUCAGAAGGAUCCCUUCAGAAUCGCUUCUGCACGAAAUUGAAACGGAAGCUUUCAGAGAGCGGUCGCGAUCAGAAGCGAGCACGGAUGGCUGGUCUUCAUCACCUAGAUGAAGAUGCUUCUCAGCAACUACAAUGCGAGCUGGAUUGGAUUGCUGGAGACAGGACCAGUCGUAGGUAG
Talaromyces stipitatus ATCC 10500 is the source of this 1591-nucleotide messenger RNA. RefSeq lists its product as uncharacterized. The coding region runs from base 47 to 1591 and encodes 514 amino acids. The transcript has a single exon. Lineage: Eukaryota; Fungi; Ascomycota; Eurotiomycetes; Eurotiales; Trichocomaceae. The record is from RefSeq and is a predicted model, not a curated record.